CUCACAUCCAGGCUGUAGAACAGACACCAGCUGCUGGAGGCCGCAGCGUUCCCCGUUGCCAUGGAGACGACCCGGAAGUGCUGGUUGAACGUACAGCAGGGUGCUGGACUGUGUGCGUCGCCUGGGUGACGGUCAUGGCGGGGAAGCUGAAAUGGGUGACGGACAUCGAGAAGUCGGUGCUUAUCAAUAACUUUGAGAAGCGAGGCUGGGUUCAGGUGACGGAGAGCGACGACUGGAACUUCUACUGGAUGAGCGUCCAAACCAUCCGGAAUUGCUUCAGCGUGGAGACCGGCUUCCGGCUUUCCGACGACCAGCUUGUCAAUCAUUUCCCCAAUCAUUACGAGCUGACCAGGAAGGACCUGAUGGUGAAAAACAUAAAGAGAUACAGAAAAGAGCAAGAAAAGGAAGGCAGCCCCCUGGCGGAAAAGGACGAGAACGGGAAAUACCUGUAUUUAGAUUUCGUGCCCGUCACGUUCAUGCUUCCCGCUGACUACAACCUGUUCGUGGAGGAAUUCCGGAAGAACCCCUCGAGCACGUGGAUAAUGAAGCCCUGCGGAAAAGCCCAGGGGAAGGGAAUAUUCCUCAUCAACAAACUGUCCCAGAUCAAGAAAUGGUCCAGAGACAGCAAAACCUCCUCGUUCGUGUCGCAGUCUUCUAAGGAGGCGUACGUCAUCUCCUUAUACAUCGACAAUCCGCUGCUGAUCGGAGGAAAGAAAUUCGACCUGCGGUUGUACGUCCUCGUAACAACGUAUCGGCCGCUCAAGUGUUACAUGUACAAGCUGGGGUUCUGCCGUUUCUGUACCGUGAAGUAUACCCCAAGCACCAGCGAGCUGGACAAUAUGUUUGUGCAUCUGACAAACGUGGCCAUUCAGAAGCAUGGGGAUGAUUACAACCACGUUCACGGCGGGAAGUGGACGGUGAGUAACCUGCGCCUGUACCUGGAGAGCACGAGAGGCAGGGAGGUGACCGAUAAACUGUUUGAUGAGAUUCACUGGAUCGUCGUGCAGUCUCUGAAGGCCGUGGCGCCUGUAAUGAAUAACGACAAGCACUGCUUCGAAUGUUAUGGCUAUGACAUCAUCAUUGAUGACAAACUCAAGCCGUGGCUUAUCGAGGUGAACGCGUCGCCGUCUCUCACCUCCAGCACGGCCAACGACCGCAUUCUCAAAUACAACCUCAUCAACGACACCCUGAACAUCGCGGUGCCCAACGGGGAGAUCCCCGACUCCAAGUGGAAUAAGGUCCCCCCCAAGGAGGCGCUCGGGAGCUACGAGAUCCUGUACGAUGAAGAAGCCGCUCAGGCCGACGGAUCCGACCGCGACGGGAGAAAUCGGGGAGGACAGGCCGCGGGCUUCAAGGGGAGCCGGGCGCGAGAAUCGGGAAGAUCUGCCGCCACGACGUGGAAAUAACACGGAGCCGCCCCGCGGUACAUAUUAAUGGGGCGUUUGUGACUCGUUUACCGCGGCCGGGCUUUGCCCUUGGCUCUGUCCUUCAGCAUGAAACCAAGACACGCGAAACGCGCUGUCCGCGGCUACUGAAGCUUCAAGUCCCGAGACGUCUUGGUGGGGAAUUAUUUUAAGAGACGGAAAUACGUCAUGGGACUGAUUGGAGCAUAAAGUUUGGAGAUGUUUGGAUUAUCUCCCAUAUUAUUUAUAAGGCGCAUACAUAGUCUGUAGCGGAGUGUGUAAGUCCCGCCCGUUCUGGACUGAUGGCAAGGUUUUUGCGGAUUUUAUAGAGGAAUGAUGGAAAAACCCGUCAGGCGCCGCCGCGGGGCCGCAUUUUUUCCCUGUUUAUAAUGAUCUGUUUACAUAUUUAUUUUAUUUAUUUUUUUAUUAUCAACCUGGUUUUAUUCUUUUUUUUUUAUCGUGUUUUAUGCGCAGUUUUUUUUCUUGGUACAGGUUUAGGUAGGUCGGUGAAAUGCGUUGGUACAAUGUGAGUGACUGAUGUUUCGUGCCGGGGAUGAGCAGGCUGAGUUCUUGCAACUAAUAAGCUUUUGCUGCAUACGUGAGAUACAAAUUGCAAUGCGCUCAUGUAAUAUGCGCUCAUGUAAUAUGCGCUCAU
Molecule: messenger RNA, 2058 nt
Organism: Spea bombifrons (plains spadefoot toad)
Lineage: Eukaryota; Metazoa; Chordata; Amphibia; Anura; Pelobatidae
Gene: TTLL1
Product: TTL family tubulin polyglutamylase complex subunit L1
Exons: 10
Coding region: 135-1406 (423 amino acids)
Biological process (GO): protein polyglutamylation; microtubule cytoskeleton organization
Cellular component (GO): cilium
Molecular function (GO): tubulin binding; tubulin-glutamic acid ligase activity
Source: RefSeq, a predicted model, not a curated record